UUGACUGUCUAUUGUUGAUUGAUGUCAGUCCAGAUAUGCUGUUAACGUAGUGAUUGCUGAUGUAUCUUGGUAGUCUGUAAGCCAUUUUUAUUGCCAGUUUUUGGACUAUCUGUAGCCGAUUCAUCUGCUGUGGUGAAGCUGUUAUCCAGGCUGGCAGGGCGUAUUCAAAGAGGGAUCGGAUGUAGCUGAUGUAGACUUUCAGCACUGUCUGAGGAUUAGGAUGAACAUGUCAGCUGAGGGAAGGACCCUCCUCUCAACUAUGUUACCAGGGAAGAAACCUAUGCCUUCGAAGGCUGCUAAAAAUAACUCCCUAACAGUGGCAUCGAAGAUAAAGACCAAGAUUCUCAACACAUCCUCGUUCUUCAAGGUCUCCCUGAAGACUAACAACAAGGCUCUGGCUCUGGCCUUGGUGGCUCAGAGAGAGAGAAGCAGACAGCUUGAAGUGGAAACUGUGCGCCUACGGAAACAAGUGGAGUCUCUGAAUUUUGACCUGGCUAUUCGCAGAUUCAAGCACAACCAACUGAUUAUAAUCUUGAAAGACCUUCAACGCAACACUUUGGAUAACUUGGAAAGGGCUGUGGACCUCUUCUCUGAUGAAAAUGAUUCCCCGGAAAUAUCUGAAGACCGCAAUAAGCCACCCCCCGAUAAAAAAGAGGAAAAUGGUCAGAUGGAGAGGGUAGCGGUUCAGAUACCUCUUAUCAUAGCAGAGCAGUCCAGGGAUUUGGUGUCCCCUUCAAAACAGACCAGCAUGAGCCAAGAGGUUGUAGUAAAUGACAGAAGAACCACGUCCACAAAUCCUUUUGGGACCCAAAGUAGCUCAUCAGAGUCCAAUGCCAGUAAAGACAGCAUUAAUAAGAUGGAGCAACAAGUGGACAAUACUUUGAAAUCGACCCAAAGGAGAACAUCCCGACAAUCCAGUAGCCUAAAAGAUGAGGUGGAAAAGUGGUCAAAGAUUUAUUCUGACACUGGACUUGACCCUAUCCCAGCAGUCUUGCCUUCUGUUGUCUCCACAACUAAUAUUCUACAGCCCUCUGGUACUGAUAAAGUUGUGCACCAUCCAAACAGCUUAAAGAUGGAGACCACAUUGGCGCUUGCAAUAAAGACCACUGUCGGGGAAGCAGAGAAGACCACCAUCAAUGAUACAGAGAUGGAGAUAACUAUUGGGGACAGCGCUGCUGAAAUCGUUACAGUGGAGACCAAGCCCAAGAAAGCUGGUGGACCGAAGAAACUGAAGGUGCCAAAGACAAAAAUCCCUUUUCUAUUAGGGAAGGUUGGAAAUAAGAACUGUGGGCCAACACGUGUUGUUGAGAAUCUAGAGGUGAAGAGCUCUGCUGUAAACGUGGAGCUGCCGACAGCGAUAGAAAAGGUGUUUUCUGCAACACCACUACAUACAGACAACCCUACAGCGGAGAGUGUGGAUGUAGAACACCGAGAAGAGGACUUCAUAGAGAACUCAGCCAGUGAGAUAGAAUCCCUUGUUGCCCGCAGAAAGACUUAUGUCACCUCUCGCAUCACCAAACACAAAAAAGCUACCCGAGAAUCCCAUAAAACAACACAAGAUUUUCCUAAAACGUUUGACCCAAGAAAAACUUUUGAAGUGCCUCUCCAAUCCAAAUCCAAUCGAAGUGUCUCACCUGACCCAUUUGAAGAUGACUUUUUCGAUGACCCUGAAGCUCAGAAGUCUGUAUUUAAACUAGCCGGGGCAAACCCAUUGGUCAUAGAUGCCACGGAGAACAAAGUCACUAAAACUAAAGGUCACAAGACUUUUGUGAUUUCUAUUGAGCCUACAUCUAGAAAGGGCCAGAAGAAAUCCAAAGAAUGCAGGAAGACUAAAGCACAGCCUGUCAUGGUGGACCAUGAAUUACACAUUGAAACAGAAAAGGAUCCAUUCCUUCUGCCUCAAUCUCUCAUUGAAGAGGAGUCUCAUUCUCCUGAAGGGUGCCCAGCCUAUGUAGACAUGGAUACCACCCUGCACGAAUACAGGGAAUCACACAGUGCUUCCAGACCUCGGUCCACUACACGGAGCGGUAAGAGACCCACCAGAGUGAAAGGCAGAGGGACGUUUGUGGUCUCGGUGAACAGGGACAGCUCCUCGGUGAACAGUACAAUAUUAGAUGAUGCUUGUGCUGAAAAGCUGCCGUGCACUCCGACUACAGGGUAUGACUCUGUUGCAGAAGAAGGGAAAGAAACGGUCAGGGAAGAAAGCAUAGAGGAGCAUCUGACUGGACCUCACCCAGAUCACUGUCUAGCUGCUGGGCGCAAGACUACAGACUCUGGGGUUGAAGAAACUCAUGCCUCCUCUAAACGUCCAUGGCUUGCUACCCAGGAACCUGCAAGGAAUUCAGAGGGCCAAGAAAGCUUAUGUGUUGAGGAAGAAAUGCCCCCAUGGGAGAUCGGUGACUCCAUUUUAGUUGCUGCAGAGCAAAAGCCCAAGAAAGCCAGGAGAGUGGAGACGGCAAAAUCAAGGAUGAAGACUGAUUCACAGAAGGGUUACUGUCUUGCCCCUGUGAAAGAAAGGGAAAAAAAGACUAAAAGUAGCAUCACUAAAGGAUUGGAGCCUGGGGGUGCAGGUAAUAUUUUGUCUAGUAAGACUCUGGAUAGCCAGAGUAGUAUAGGUGUACGCACUGCAGCACAAAAUGCAGAGGUACAGCCUGUGGCGGAUCCCAAAGUUUUGCACGUCUUCACACACUCUGCCAACACUGAGGAGAGCUGUGAAACUCAUGAACGUUUGUCUUCACUUGAGGUCCUGAGUCCAGACUUCAAAGUCAGCAGCUUCAAGCCCCGGUCCAACCAUGGCCCUAAACCGAGAUGUAGAGCCACUUUUGUCAUACCCAAUCGUUUUAGCGAUUCCACCAGAAACAGGAAAAACCACGUUGUUCCUGACUCCUUGUCCCAGGAUGAUGGUGACACAAACAGUAGGACAUCUAAUGUGUCAUUAUCAACUGUUGAGACCAACACAGAAUUGCCUGACAGUGGUGAGGGAGUACGUCAGAGCCUGAGGGAGCUGCUCAUGGACGAUAGGCCUCCGUGGGAGUCCUCUGUGGAUGUCAGCUGUUCAAAUGAGACUGGAUUUGACACUCCAGCCUCAAGCCCUAAAAGGGUUGCUUCUUCUGCUCACAAGGUUGCUGUAUAUAAAGAGUCGGCUGAGGUUAUGGCUGAAAGAUCUCCAGUAGCAGAAAGAGCCCUGAAGCCACUAACCAACACCAACUGGACGGACGAUGAGGACACAGGACGGGCCAGGCGACGGGGAGCUGCCAUUAGCUACAAGUUGCCACCCAUUAACUGCAAAAUGAGACGUGGAGAUAAGUUCUCAGACACCAAGUACCUGAGUUCCCCCAUUUUUAAAGCGAAGAAGAAAAGACGACAACAGAAGGACACACAUAAACCUGACAGUUUUGAGAACAUGCAUUCAGUUAAUUGACUUUAUUCUGUGACAUCUAAUUGAAUUCUUACACGUAUUGCCAAUGCUUUUAUUGUUUUUCCCUUUUGUUUUAAUAUAAGUUUACAAAUAAAAUGUCAAUACAUUUUAGGUUGAAAAUCUUUUUGUUAAUAUAGCACCCACUUUAUUAGUCAUGAAGGAAUAAAUAAUUGAAUAAGCCUGUAAGAAAUACCACAUUUUUUGUUUUGUGACCGUAUCAGAUAUGUGAUACAGCCAUACAUUAUCUGGAUGGUCCAGUCAGUCACCUAAGGGUAAGUCGAACACUCUUACGCAAUAGCUAGUUGCCUCUAAUGGUAUAUUUAAAGUUGUUG
This is a messenger RNA of Oncorhynchus masou masou (cherry salmon), 3750 nucleotides long. It is a transcript of the gene sgo2, whose product is annotated as shugoshin 2. Gene Ontology annotation, cellular component: nucleus; chromosome, centromeric region; kinetochore. The transcript has 9 exons. The coding region runs from base 221 to 3421 and encodes 1066 amino acids. Gene Ontology annotation, biological process: meiotic chromosome segregation; meiotic sister chromatid cohesion. NCBI's taxonomy places the organism in Eukaryota, Metazoa, Chordata, Actinopteri, Salmoniformes, Salmonidae. The record is from RefSeq and is a predicted model, not a curated record.